This is a messenger RNA of Ziziphus jujuba (common jujube), 1362 nucleotides long. Its product is annotated as ubiquinone biosynthesis O-methyltransferase, mitochondrial. The transcript has 10 exons. The coding region runs from base 328 to 1296 and encodes 322 amino acids. Gene Ontology annotation, biological process: ubiquinone biosynthetic process. Gene Ontology annotation, molecular function: 2-methoxy-6-polyprenyl-1,4-benzoquinol methyltransferase activity. The record is from RefSeq and is a predicted model, not a curated record. Lineage: Eukaryota; Viridiplantae; Streptophyta; Magnoliopsida; Rosales; Rhamnaceae.
UUUUGUAGGCCAAACCCAAUCAGUCGCUCUGAAAAAUCAGAGAGCUCUGCUGCUGAUCCGUCUUCUUUGUACUCUUUGCAAAUUUCUCCGGUCCGGCAAGACCCUUUGUCGUCAUAGCUGAAGGGUUUAGCAGGGUACGAAAAUUUCAAAUUCAAGUAUUUUUUUAUUUUUAUUUUUUUUAACUGAGUAGGCCGAAUCAUUUUAGACGGAAUUACCCUCAGUGAUUGCUAAACAUCUGGAAACGUUUCGGGGAUACCAUAGUCUUCUUAUAAACUAGUGGAGAACGCCUGUCUCACACUCUCACACAGAGCCUCUUUUCCUCGCGCCAUGGCUUUCAAGCUCCCGAACCAACUCCGAGCUUUGUACACGGCAACGAACUACCACCACCACCACCGCAUUCUCUCUCCUCUCGCUGGAGCCUCACAAUCCUUCGUUUUUAGUCUCCGUAGGCUCUUCGCUGAUGUUCCGCCUCUCUCCGAUCCCUCUUCAGCUCCACCGCCUCUAUACCCUCACUCUACCAAAACCUCUUUGGCUCCCUCGUCUUUGAAUCAGUACGAGCUCGCUAAGUUCGCCGCCAUUGCCGAAACCUGGUGGGAUUCGGAAGGGCCAUUCAAACCGUUGCAUGCGUUGAAUCCUACGAGGCUCGCUUUUAUUCGGUCCACGCUUUGCCGACAUUUCAGGAGGGAUUCAUACUCUGCCAAGCCUUUUGAAGGACUAAAAUUUGUUGAUGUUGGUUGUGGUGGUGGAAUUCUUUCAGAGCCUUUAGCUCGAAUGGGUGCUACUGUAACAGGAGUUGAUGCUGUGGAGAAAAAUAUAAAAAUUGCCCGACUUCAUGCUGUAUGGCCAUUCACUAACUUAAGCCCGAUUUGGAUCCCUCAACUUCAACGAUUGAAUAUUGUUGCACAACAGCUGCUGGUCGAGGAACAGAGGACUUUUGAUGCUGUGAUUGCUUUAGAGGUAAUUGAGCAUGUAGCAGAACCUGCCGAGUUCUGCAAGUCUUUGGCAACAUUAACUGUUCCUGGUGGAGCUACUGUGAUUUCAACUAUCAAUCGAUCUAUUAGAGCAUAUGCUACUGCUAUCAUUGCGGCGGAGUAUCUUCUCCAUUGGCUUCCUAAAGGAACACAUCAAUGGUCAAGUUUUCUUACUCCUGAAGAACUAGUCUUGAUCUUGCAGCGUGCUUCAAUUUCGGUCCAAGAGAUGGCAGGAUUUGCUUACAACCCCUUGACAGGACGAUGGUCUCUAUCCGAUGAUAUUAGUGUAAAUUUCAUUGCCUUUGGUACCAAAAACAGCCAGUAAAAUAAAAAACAUAAACAGCAAACUCAAUGAAAAUUCAUUCAUCUGUUUUCUGGAUGAAAUUUUGUA